UGUAAUCAUAUGAUAGGGAGUCGAUCCCCGCUGCAGAAUACCGACACACCGGGCGGAGGAGCCGGGGCGGAGGAGACGAGCUAACGGUCGAGCUGAUACCGGAGAAGUAGUGUUGGUGAAAGUGUCGCGUGAGGUGUGAAACAGAGCCACUGAAGAGGAACUUUUUAAAACUCUGGAGACAGUUGGAGAGAGGGGGGACCCGCUUCAAAGAGGAGAGGGCACACAAACGAAACGUCGACCGAAGGACAGACGGUUUAUGCAGCGCUGAGAUUUGACUUUAUCAGCCGAAAAAGAGAGGCGGUGAGCGGGUCACAGCCGGUGGAAUCCCCUCUGGGUCCUCGCAUCGCUUCUCGGGGCGUGUCUUUUUUUUUGGUAAAAGAUUCCCCUUUAGAAAAGUUUAAGCUAUCUAUAGUCACUUUUAUUGUUGAAACAUAAGCCAUGGUCGGGGAGACAGAGGUGAAGGAGAGACCCAAGUCCAACCCGGACUAUUUAAUGCAGCUGAUGAACGACAGGAAGGUGAUGAGCUCCCUGCCUAACUUCAGCGGCAUCUUCACGCAUCUGGAGCGGCUGCUGGAUGAAGAGAUCGGCCGGGUACGCAAAGACAUGUACAACGACACGGUGAACGGCGGCAUGUUCAACGGGCGGGACAUGGAAGAGCUUCCUGAAGCCAUCGGGCCAGUGGCUCAGCUGCAGGAGAAGCUCUAUGUGCCUGUCAAAGAGUACCCCGACUUUAACUUUGUAGGGAGGAUCCUGGGCCCACGUGGGCUGACGGCCAAACAACUGGAGGCAGAGACCGGCUGCAAGAUUAUGGUGCGAGGAAAGGGCUCUAUGAGAGACAAGAAGAAGGAGGAGAUGAACCGAGGGAAGCCCAACUGGGAGCACCUCAGCGAGGAUCUCCACGUCCUGAUCACGGUGGAGGACACACACAACCGCGCCAAGAUCAAGCUCCAGCGGGCCAUCAACGAGGUCAAGAAACUUCUCGUGCCCGCUGCUGAGGGGGAGGACAACCUGAAGAAAAUGCAGCUGAUGGAGCUGGCCAUUCUCAAUGGGACCUACAGAGACGCCAAUGUCAAGACGCCCACCGCCGCCUUCCCUCUAGCGACCCCUCAGGCCCCUCGGAUCAUCACAGGCCCGACGCCCGUCCUGCCUCCCACCCUGCGUAACCCCGCCCCAGUCACCACGCCGACCAUCAUGCCACUGAUUCGUCAGAUUCAGAGCUCGGCCCUUGUGCCGGGAGGAAACCCGCACCCGGCGCUUGUGCAGCAAGGGCCCGAGUCUGGGAUCAUCUACACACCCUACGAGUACCCCUACACACUCACGCCCUCCAUAUUGGAAUAUCCGAUUGACUCAACUGGAGUAUUAGUCCCCUCUCCCUGUGUUUUUGCAGGUGCCAUGACCACUAAGGUACGACGCCACGACAAGAGAAUCCAUCCUUACCAAAGGGUAGUGACCCCAGACAGAGCUGCCACGGCAACUAACCCAUGACCCCUUGACCUUCUGACCUUUCCGCCCACUGAUGACCCACCCAUCUCUGCCCCGCUGGCGUGCUCAUUGGCCCGCGGCCCCGCCACUUCCCCGCAGCUCAGCCAACCAGACCAGCACAUUGGGAACAACCCCCGGCUGCUUCUGUCUAACCAGCCAACCAGACGACAGCGAUCCCGGGAAUAAAGCUCAGGACCCCGCCCACCACAGAGUCCUAACAUUAACUUUACCGAACGUGCCUUCCUUUUACAAGUUCAAAGCCAGUCUAAGAAUGUUUUUAAACCAUUCGAUCAUCUGUAGCUUCCAUUACAUUACCAGUAAACGUUACUGGGGAUGGACUCCAAACUGGUGAAGGGCUUCAACCAUCCCUGACCGUGCCAAACUGUCUCUGAGCUGCCCUGCCCUCAGUCCAUGUGAUGCAAUAAUAAUGACUUUAUUAAUGCUAUUCUUAUAAUGAUGGUAACGGUCACUUAUCCAGAAACCCUCCAUAAACUCGGAAGCCCUAAGAGAACACAUCUAAACAUUUUACUUUAAUCAAAUGUCCUGCGAUAACAAAUUAUUUUGCUUGUUUUGUUGAGAUUUCAACUUUUUUAAGUCGAGUUCAUGAUAUCUGGUUUUCCCGAGGUUACCAUUCCUUAAUAUCUCAAGAAAAAUUUUUAUACACUACGGCAGCCCUAAGUGAACACAUCCAUACAUUAUAUCUCAGUUGACUUUCCUGCCAUAACAAGUCAUGUUUGUUUUCUUGAGAAUUCAACUGAAGUCGAUUUCACGAUCGCUCGUUUUGCUGUGAUAACAACUUCUUGAUAUUUUAAGCUAUUGAAGCCCUAAGUGGACACAUCCAUACAUUAUAUCUUAGUUGACUUUCCUGCCAUAACAAGUCAUGUUUGUUUUCCUGAGAGUUCAACUGAAGUCGAUUUCACGAUAGCUAGUUUUGCUGUGAUAACAACUUCUUGAUAUUUUAAGCUGUUGAAGCCCUAAGUGGACACAUCCAUACAUUUUGUUUUGACCAAUUUUUGACGAUAACAAGUAAUUUCUACUUUUUAAGAUUUUGACUUUUCUAAGUCUAUUUUAUUAUAGCUGGUUUUCCAGUUGUACCCAUUUCUUGGUAUCUUUAGAAAACAACUAAAAUUAACAUAAACUGUGGACGCCCCAACUAGACACAGCUAGGCAUUUUAUUUUAAUCGACUUACUGUCAAUAGAAAAUAUUUCUGCUUGUUUUUAUUUUUAUAAGUCAAAUCAAGAUAGGUAUUUUUCCCAAAGUUACAAUUUUUUGAUAUCUCAAGAAAACAACUGAUCUACGGAAGCCCUAAGUGGACACAACCAUGCAUUUUAUCUUAAUCAACUUUCCUGCGGUAAUUAGUGCUUUCUGCUCGUUUUCUUGCAAUUUUGACCUACCUUUUAUGAGAACUGAUUUUCCAGUUGAAACCGUUUCUUGGUAUCUUCAGAAAUCAAAUAAAACUAACAAACUACUGAAGCUGCAAUUGGACACAUCUAGUUUUAUCGUCAUCGACUUUCCUGCAAGAACAAAUGAUUCCCGCUUGUUUAGCUAGCUGUUUUCUUCUGGGAACCAUUUCUUGAUAUAUUAAGAAAAAACGACUAAAUUGUCAAACUAUGGCAGUGGACGCAUUUGUACAUUUUUCUAUUUGAUUUUCCUGUAAUAAGGAGUAAUUUUGGCUUAUUUUCAUUAGAUUUCAUCUGAAGUCGAUAUCCAGAUACGUGGCUGGUUUUGCCGUGGUAAUCGUGUCUUGAUAUCUUAUGAAAACAACUAAAAGUAACAAACAGUGGAGGCCCUAAGUGGGCACAUCUAGUUGUUUAAUUUUAAUCAAUUUUCCUGCAAUAACAAGGAAUUUUCAGUCUUCAUGAGAUUUUAGCUUCUCUAAGUUGAUAACAAGAUAGCUGGUUUUCAUGUGGUAACCAUUUCUUGAUAUCUCAAGAAAACAAAAUUGUCAAAAACUAGCACAGCCACAGGUGGAAACAUUCACACAUUUUAGUUUAAUUUACUUUCCUGUGAUACUGAUUAAUGUACGGUUGUUUUCUUGAGAUUUCAACUUAUCGAAGUAGAUAUAAAUUUAAAAAUAUAAUAAAAAAUAUCUGUUGAAACCAUUUCAUGAAUUCUUUAGAAAACAGUUAGAAGCAACUUAGGCUAUGGCAGCCCUAAAGGGACACAUCAAGGCAUUUUAUUUGAAUCGACUUGCUAUCAAUAUUGAGCAGUUUCCUUUAGUUUUCAUUAGAUUUCAGCUUCUUGAAGUCUAAAUCAAGAUAGCUAGUUUUCCAGUGAUAACUGUUUCUUGAUAUCUCAAGAAAAAAAACAAAUUGUCUGAAACUAUGGCAGCCAUAGGGGGAGGCAUUUAUACAUUUUUGCUUGAUUGACUUUCCUGCAAUAACAAGUGAUUUUGGGUUGUUUUCACUAGAUUUUAACUUAUUUUAGAUGGCAUUAAGAAAGCUAGUUUUCCUCUGAUAACCAUUUCUUGAUAUCUUAAAAAAAAAUGACUAAACUUUACAUAAACUACAGCAGUCAUGAGAGGACAUAUGUAGGCAUUUUAAUUCAAUGGACUUUCCUUCGACACUGAGUACUUUCCACUUGUUUUCUUGAGAUUUCGACCAAUUUAAGUCAGCUGGUUUUCCCGAGGUAACCACUUCAUGAUUUCUUAAGAAAACAACUGUAAUAAACACAUCAUGGCAAAACUUGCAUUAUUUUUCAAAAAUAAGGAAAUAACUACACUUUAGAUUUUAGGAAAACAACCAAAAUGAUUUUUUUUUUACAGGAAAUUGAGUAAAUCAAAUGCAAGGAUGCUUUUCCUCUUAGGGCUUCCAUAAUUUACACUCAGCUUGAAGAGGUAUUAUGUUUCUCAAUGCAUUUUUCCUCAUCGGGCACCUCUCCUGUCCUUAUAAAUUGUGAUUGCAUUCAUCACCCUCACUAUAACACAUCAUACUCGGUGUUAAAUCAUUAAUAUAUUAACAUGCCUUUCCUUGAAAAUGUAACACCAAAAUGUGGUUGACGUCAUGUGUUUAAAAUGUCACUUUUUUCAAGGUUGCCGCUGAGAAAUUUCCACUUUGCUGUGACAUAUUUGCAACAAAGAAAAACAAGAAAUAACGCUGUUGAUCUAGGAAGUAAAAUGCCAGCACAGAUCCUUUUGUUCACUGUAAAGAAACAGGUGCUCAGUACGGAAAAACAACACAACUGGAAUCCAAAAUGCCAAAGUAUCUUUUUUAAUAAGAAGAAAAUCAUCACGGUACCUUUAUAGGAUAAAUGUCAAGCCUGUGCACUAAGCAUACAAACCCACACAGAGGGGAGGUUGCACUUCUUUUGUCUAAAUCUAGCAGACUUACACAACGAUGCCUUUUUCUCACACUACAGUAUUGUGCGAGCUUGAACAGCAGUGCCUUUAUUUAUUGAAAGCAAUCGAACGAUGUCACACCUUAAUCUUUUAUUACCACAGCGUCAAAUGUCAUUUUGAUUUAAUGCAGAUUAAUUAAUGCAGCAGCAAAAGGUGUCACAGCAUAAUUAUCAUCUACCAUAGUUCUGGAUUUUAGUGCAAAAACAUGAAAUAGAAGUGCAAAUGCAGUAUUAAAGCAGCAGCUAUGAGUCUGAGAUGUUUAUGUGAGGUUUAAACGCCUCAGGAGAACAGUGUUUUACUUUAUUUUUUGUUUGUGUUGUUGGAGAUGAAGUCGUCCAUAUAUAUAUUUUUGCAUGUGUACUCGCAUUUUUUAGAGGGUACAGUUUUACACAAACACAAAAACCAACUGAUGCCUUGAGGUAUUAGAGUGCUGCAGGAGUGAUGAAGUUUGAAGGCCAGAUUGGAAGUUAGCAUCGCACAGGUUCCAUCGACACAAAGCCUAUGGUUUUUUUUGUGGUAAUUGGAUUAUUUGUGAAAAAAGCUCUGUUUUGGAAAAAGUGUGACUUGCAUGGUUAUUCAGCCAGCAAAUAUUCACAAAUGAACACUAAUUUCAUUGUUUUUAAGCAUAAACUCAAUUGGUGGAAUUAAAAUGCUGACGUAAGACCAUAAAGGAACGACACCACUGUCAACUAACUUCUACGUCACAACCAUUAAGCUUCCAACUUUUAUUUCAUGCUUCAGUAGUGCAAGAAAAGUGCAAAAAACUGCAGUUCCUUGAGUGCCCACUAGGGGUUGGCUGCAGAAAUACCGGAGGUCCCAUACACACCCAUGUUAAAAUGCAGAUUUUCACAGCAGAAAUAAACAUGUUUACAGUGUCAUUCAAAAAAAAAUUUGUCGAGAUAGUUCAUGUAUUUAUGAGAACACUGCACAAGGGUGGAUUUUUUAAUAACUCUUCUGUUUUGGUUAAAUUUGGGAUAAUAAAUGAUGCAUAAGUUGGAGGUUGCUGAUAUAACUGUUUGUCAGGAGGUUUAGGACUAGCCUCAACUCCAGCUCUUUGCCUUGUUACCAGGUCAGUCUAAAGACGGUUUGAGACAGGGUUUGCAAUAUGGCGGACGCUACAGAUUGGACUCAUUACCAAAAUUCUGAUUUCACCCUUGUGUCAUCUUUUACAAAUCCUACAGUCUUGUGGAUGAGUUUACAUGUCUCAUGUGAUGAUGUGUAACGUCCCUGACAAAAUAUAGUCUGAGUUAGCCACUUGUUAGCAACUGGCUUUCAUACUGUACCUCCUCAUGUGUCUAUGUUAUAGAAAAACCUAAAGAUGUACGACACUCUCUGCACAUUUUUUGGCACUGGUUGAUAAUAGCUCGUGGCUGUCAUCAUGCCAGAAUGUUAUAUCUCCAUUUUUCAUGAUUUCUUUGUUUUCAUAAAUCAGUGCUAUUGGUCAUCCUUUACAUCUGUCAUUGGGUUUUAUAAAUUAUAGACCAAAAAAUUUAAAAAAGAUGCUGACUCUCACCUGUCAGUGUUAAAAUUAAUCGUAACUUGUUUCUUUUUCCAUUCUCUGAAAAGUGGUGAUUUUGAACAAUUGCUAAAUAUCGAUAUCAGCAUAUAUAAAAACUUACGAUAUUUUCAAGUGAUGUAGUGGCCAAACAUAUCAACAGUAAGGGAUGUGCAUUUUAAAUAAAAUAAACAUUUAAAAAUCACUUACUAAAAUUUGAAGAGUUUAAAAGAUGGACAGGGAUGCUAUUGUUAGGUUGAUCAUAACACAAAAUAAAAAUUGCCAUUAAAGGGCUAACAGAUCUAGAUUAGCAUGGUGAUUAUAUUAACAUAAAUGAUCCAUUUACUUAAAAACAAUAAGAUAAACAGGUCAUGUUACAACUUUUAUCAAAUAGUUUAAACAAAGUUCUUUUGCUUAGAAAAAUGUGCAGACCACUUUUCUUAGGUUUAAUAAAUGAAACGCUUAAAAUAGACAUUUGUGUUUCUUGACAGAAAUGUAUCACCUAUUUGUUCAUGUGGAUGUUGGUUGGGGGUUUCAGCAUUUCUUAGUUAAAAUUAGAGGGAGCUUAGAGGAAAAAACGAUGAAAACUACUGCACUGUAAAACCAAACAAGUUGAAAAUACUAUAAUAAUACAGAUACUUGUUGUAACAGAUUGCAUACAUUUUUUUAAGUAGUGUUUAAUUUUGAACAGUGAUGCCACCCAGAGUAAGAAAAUCUGAUUUACUGCUACACUGUGAAAUUUACUUAAGUUUACUUGUUCUAAACAAAUGAAGCAUCUAGAACUUUUUUUCACUAAAAACAAAGACUGAGAGUUGCACUUUGACCCAGAGAGUGCUCUUCUAUAGGACUUCUCCAACUCAGUGGGUAACUUCACUCAUGGUGCAAAACUGUCUGAUGAACAAAGGCAUUUUUGGGAAUCUGUGCAUAUUAAGGGAUGACUGUCAAAUAAUAUAAGUGCGAUGACAACAAACACUUGGGUGAUUGAGUACUGUUUACUAAAACUAAAAAUGUGUUCCAUCUUUCAGAAAAAUAGAGCUGAAAUAAAUAACCUCCUACUGUUCCAUUUAACAGUCUAUGAUUGGAAGAUUGGAAAUAUUGGAUACGAGCAGAAAUGUACCUUCCUCACAAAUCAUUAAAAACUUGUUUAAAACAUUUCAUAGACUUUGAGACGAUGGAACCAGAAGUGCUAAAAUGCUGACACACUUCUGGGUCUUAGGACUCAUUCUUGCAGGACUCUAUAACAGAAAAAGAACCAUGAACCAACGUGUGUAACAAAUGUAUUUUUAUAUUCUAUUUUGUAUGUGAAAAUAACAUUAAAUGACCUUUUCAGAUAAGAAUAUUAUGCCUUAUCAUGGGGAAUAAUUUGACUUUACUGAUCAUUCAUGUGUCAAAGUAAUCAUGUCCUGAUAAACUGGAGGUUUUUUUCUGUUUUAACUUGAGCCUUUUGAGAUCAGCAUUGCUUGCCCUCUGUGCCUUUUUGUAUCCUAUGAGUGUGACAAUUAACAGUGUAGUACAACAUUAAUCUACUCUUCAGUGCCAAGUGUAGGUUACUAACUGUUACCACUUCUUCUGUGAUUAUUAACCACUUUAAUGGUAUCUGUCUCAGCUUUUGGAUUCCUUUAAAAACAAGAAAAACGUGUGUCUAAAAAAUGGAGAUAUGUGUUGAACAAUGAACGUUUAACUUUUAAAGUUUUCUGAGCAGAAAUAACUCUUUGUACACGAUUAAACUCAUAGCUGUUUAAAACUAA
Molecule: messenger RNA, 8063 nt
Organism: Cheilinus undulatus (humphead wrasse)
Lineage: Eukaryota; Metazoa; Chordata; Actinopteri; Labriformes; Labridae
Gene: qki2
Product: QKI, KH domain containing, RNA binding 2
Exons: 9
Coding region: 439-1485 (348 amino acids)
Biological process (GO): regulation of mRNA splicing, via spliceosome
Cellular component (GO): nucleus
Molecular function (GO): mRNA binding
Source: RefSeq, a predicted model, not a curated record